AUGUCGAAGAGAACAGCUGAACAGGUGGGUGUUAACCCAGGUCGUGCUACGUUUCCAAAAACAGCUUCUGGAGACCUUCCUGCUUCUACAACGCUCAAUCAGAACAAUGAGAACGACCUUGCAAAUGAUGUUGAGAUGGGCGAAUUUGAAGAUCCAUAUGGAGACGAUUUUGAGAGUGAUGGAGAAAUUAUUCAAAUAAAUUCGGAGCAAGAUGACAAUGACGACGAUGGCGUGGUAGGAAUCGACAACCCUGAUCCUCGCAAUAUAAUCAAAGAAGACUACCAACUUGAUAUAAAAGAACAAGCCAAAGGUCAAGACCAGAAAAACCAACCAUCAAUAUAUUUGCCCCAUAAAUCCAAGCCCCUAGGUCCUGACGAGGUCAUGGAAGCUGAUCCUACUGUUUAUGAAAUGCUCCAUACAAUUAACUUGCCAUGGCCCUGUCUCACAUUGGAUGUGGUUCCCGAUAACUAUGGAAAUGAAAGAAGAUCCUAUCCUGCAAAGAUGUAUAUUGCAACUGCGACCCAGGCUUCAAAGGCCAAGGAUAACGAGUUGUUGCUAUUGAAAUUGUCUCAAUUGUCAAAGACUUUAGUUAAGGACAACGACGAUGAGGAGGGUGAGGAUAUGGACGAGGAUAACGAUAACAACAUCGAUAUUGAUCCGAUAAUGGAGAGCGAAUCAAUCAGAUUGAAUACCACGACCAAUAGAAUAAGAGUGUCGCCCUUUGCCAGUUUUAACGUAAACUCAAACUCAAACUCAAAUAAUAAUAAUAAUAAUAAUAGCUAUCUAACUGCCACAAUGUGUGAAGAUGGAGAUGUUCAAAUUUUUGAUCUUUCAAAUCAUUUGAAAUCAUUUGACACUCCAGGUUUCAUGGUUCCCAAAAGAUUCAAAAGACAAAUCCACACAAUAAGAAACCAUGGGAGAUUGGAAGGCUAUGGACUUGACUGGUCUCCAUUAUUGGCCAAUGGAGCAUUACUCUCUGGAGAUAUAACAGGCCGAAUUUAUUUUACUCAAAGAACAACCAGCAACUGGUUCACCGACAAGACACCAUUUCAAAUAAACGACAAGUCAAUUGAAGAUAUUCAAUGGUCUAAAUCUGAGAAAACAGUUUUUGCAACAGCUGGCUGUGAUGGUUAUAUCAGAAUCUGGGAUACAAGAUCUAAAAAACACAAACCUGCUAUAUCAGUCAUGGCAUCCAAUACCGAUGUCAAUGUGAUAUCGUGGUCAAACAAAGUAGAUUUUUUAUUAAGUUCUGGCUAUGAUGAUGGUAAAUGGGGCAUUUGGGACUUAAGAUCAUUUAAUGGGAAUAAUAAAACCCACAGUCCAUCACCAGUAGCAGAAUAUGAUUUCCAUCAGUCUGCUAUAACAUCAAUCAACUUUAAUCCAUUAGAUGAAAGUAUUAUUGCAGUCGCGAGUGAGGAUAAUACAGUGACAUUAUGGGAUUUAUCAGUUGAAGCAGACGAUGAAGAAAUUAAACAGCAAAAUUUGGAUAAUAAAGAUCUAAAGGAUAUUCCACCACAGCUAUUGUUUGUUCAUUGGCAAAAGGAUGUUAAAGAAGUCCAAUGGCAUAAACAACUACCCGGGUGUUUGGUAUCUACAGGAGGAGAAGGAUUGAAUAUUUGGAAAACCAUCAGUGUUUAA
Messenger RNA from Ascoidea rubescens DSM 1968, 1638 nucleotides. RefSeq names its product ribosome biosynthesis protein RRB1 (gene RRB1). The coding region runs from base 1 to 1638 and encodes 545 amino acids. Lineage: Eukaryota; Fungi; Ascomycota; Saccharomycetes; Ascoideales; Ascoideaceae. Gene Ontology annotation, molecular function: protein binding. The transcript has a single exon. The record is from RefSeq and is a predicted model, not a curated record.